Molecule: messenger RNA, 2273 nt
Organism: Oncorhynchus gorbuscha (pink salmon)
Lineage: Eukaryota; Metazoa; Chordata; Actinopteri; Salmoniformes; Salmonidae
Gene: adisspa
Exons: 6
Coding region: 254-763 (169 amino acids)
Source: RefSeq, a predicted model, not a curated record
UGCCAGGUAUGUGUGGCUGUUGCAGACUGCGUCGGUCCGGAGGAGGAGAGCUGGAGAGGAGACUGAGUAGAGCCUCGGAAAUAAGAGAUCAGACAAACACAGAAAGCAGCAUGCCGUUUGGGAUGGUAACGCUUCCCACUGUCCGAUACCAUCAUUACUAAGCACUGAACAAAUCUCCAAAGCGGAGGGUAAUGAUGACAUCACAAAUUCAGGCUGAUACAGUGUGAUCCAUCAUUCCUGGCCUGACGUUGACAUGGCAACAGGCAGGAAGGGGUCCACCUCAAAGGGAGGAAGCGUGCGUUUCCCUGACGACGAGGAUGCCAUGGGCUCCCCUGUUCACCGUGAGGACAAAGCCAAUGAUUCUUCCAUCCCUGCUCUCCCAGAGCCUGAUGGGAACUUCCUGGUUAAGGUAGGGUUCCUGAGGAGUCUGCAUCGUUAUGAGAUCGUCUUCACCCUCCCAGAGGUGCCUGUGCUGGGGAAAGAUGUGUGCUCCCUCCCUUCCUCCUCAUCACCAACUCCCAGACCCCUCCUCAAAGUCAACCGUGUCACACCCACAGCAGAGGGUGGGGUGAAGGUGACGUGUGAGUACACCACCCACCAGGAGGGGGUGCUGCAGGAGGAGCUGACCCUGGUCAGCCGGGGGAAGAAGGACCAACGUUUGCGGGUCAGACUACAGGCCCGGGUCAUGGAUCGUCACCAUGGUACUCCUCUGCUGCUGGAGGGGGUGCGGUGUCUGGGGACGGAGAAAGAAAAAAGGAAAUGAGCCGUCUGUCCCUUUAUAUCUUCCCCCUCCUGUUGAGACCAGCCAUCGUCCGUCCCUUUAUAUCUUCCCCCUCCUGUUGAGACCAGCCAUCGUCCGUCCCUUUAUAUCUUCCCCCUCAUGUUGAGACCAGCCAUCGUCCGUCCCUUUAUAUCUUCCCCCUCCUGUUGAGACCAGCCAUCGUCCGUCCCUUUAUAUCUUCCCCCUCCUGUUGAGACCAGCCAUCGUCCGUCCCUUUAUAUCUUCCCCCUCCUGUUGAGACCAGCCAUCGUCCGUCCCUUUAUAUCUUCCCCCUCCUGUAGAGACCAGCCAUCGUCCGUCCCUUUAUAUCUUCCCCCUCCUGUAGAGACCAGCCAUCGUCCGUCCCUUUAUAUCUUCCCCCUCCUGUAGAGACCAGCCAUCAUCCGUCCCUUUAUAUCUUCCCCUCCUGUAGAGACCAGCCAUCGUCCGUCCCUUUAUAUCUUCCCCCUCCUGUAGAGACCAGCCAUCGUCCGUCCCUUUAUAUCUUCCCCCUCCUGUAGAGACCAGCCAUCGUCCGUCCCUUUAUAUCUUCCCCCUCCUGUAGAGACCAGCUGUCGUAGUGGAACAAAACCAGCACUUACCUGCACUUAGCCACACACAUGCAUGCACCCGUAGUGGCACACACACACCUGAGGAGGCUGAUGGGAGGUGCUAUAGGGACGGCUUAGUGUAUAGACUGGAAUGGAACAUGUGGAACAGUAUCAAACAUAUAGACACCACGUUUGACUCCGUUCCAUGAAUUCCAUUCCAGCCAUUACAAUGAGCCCAUCCUCCUAUAGCUCCUCCCACCAGCCUCCUCUGACACACAAACACACACAAACAUUUUUUUUGUGAUUAGCCCUGUAAUGAAGACCAAGGUGUCCAUGAUCACUUAUAGUUCCUCAAAUGUAAAAUGACACAUUCCUCAGUGAGGGAGCCAAUGUGUUUCAACAUCCACUGUAGGUCCAUUAUAUAACCAGGCACUGCAGCUCCUUUGUUUCUCGUCCCUUCUGUCGUUCUGCAACAAGAGCCAAGCGUCAACCAGCCUUAAACGAUCAGAAAGAAUAUUUACAUUUUAAUUAUGCACGUCAAUAUAACCUGUCAUUGUAUUAUGAUUUACACUGAGUGGACAAAACAGUAAGAACACCUUCCUAAUAUUGAGAUGCACCCCCCAUUCACCCUCUGAAUGUCACACAUACACAAUCCAUGUCUCAAUUCUCUCAAGGCUUAAAAACCCCUCUUUAGCCUGUCUACUCCCCUUCAUGUACACCGAUUUGAAGUGUAUUUAACAGGUGACAUCAAUAAGGGAUCAUAGAUUUCACUUGGAUUCACCUGGUCAGGCUGUCAUGGAAAGAGAAGGUGUUCUUAAUGUUUUGUCCACUCGUUGUACAGUAUGUGUUCUGUGUGAGCGCCACCUUUCACCAACUAUGUAAGAGUAUGCCUUUUAGUCUCUGUAUUGUACUAGAUUCUCCUCUAUCUCUGUCAGUAAAUAAAAUAUCAUGUCAACCGUUAA